AUGCAUCUGAUAUCUUUGAGAGGAUAUUUUUUCAUGUUCUUCGCAGAACUCAUGUCCAAUUUGGCUUUCAAUGCGGUUCGUCGCUCUGCACUAAACUCGCAAAAGUUCAAAUACUUCCUUGUUCUGGAUUUUGAGGCAACUUGCGAGCGAAACACAAAACUUCGGCCAGCAGAAAUAAUCGAAUUCCCGGUUGUGAAACUAAACAGUCAAACGCUAUUGCAAGAGGGCGUCUUCCACCAUUAUGUCCGGCCGGUGUUUCAUCCAGAGUUGACAGACUUCUGCACUGAGUUAACUGGCAUCAUACAAGAUAUGGUCGAUAAUCAACCACGUCUGGAAGAAGUUCUGCAGCUAUUUGACGAGUGGCUGGUCAAAGAAAAGUUGACAGGAACCGAGAACACAUUCAGUUUUGUCACCUGUGGGGAUUGGGAUCUUCGUACAAUGUUGCCUUCUCAAUGCCGUGAGUUGGGAAUCCCGGUUCCCCAUUACUUCAAGCAGUGGAUUAACAUAAAACAGACUUUUCAGGACGUUCGAGGCCUCUUCCCUCACUCAUUACCGCACAUGCUUGCUGAUCUCAAUCUGCCCCUCCAAGGCAGACAUCAUUCCGGUAUAGAUGACGCUCGUAAUAUUGCAACUGUCCUUUGUCAAUUAAUCAAACUUGGAGCCGUGCCUGAUAUCACUGGGUCGCUUUCGUAGACAACCGGAGCAGGAAAGAAUUAAUUUGCAUUUGGGUUGUCUUUGUAUCUGUACUGGAAUGCCAGUCCGCUCAUAUCAACUAGUUAAAGCAUUUGACUUUUAAGAAUUCAUAAAACUUCAGCGGUUUGAAUUUCGGACUGAUUUCCCCGAAUUUCGCACGCUUAGAUGACUGCAAAUUGGGGCAAUGCAAACCCGGUCCAAAUUUUCAUAUGCCGUCCCAUCCCUCUGUACAUGUAUUUAAAGCUGUUUUCUCUUUUUCGAACUGAUUUUUAAAUGUUGCUCACUGAUUUGUACAAGAUUCGUUCGAAAGAAUCCCUG
Messenger RNA from Opisthorchis viverrini, 1011 nucleotides. RefSeq lists its product as hypothetical. Gene Ontology annotation, biological process: exonucleolytic trimming to generate mature 3'-end of 5.8S rRNA from tricistronic rRNA transcript (SSU-rRNA, 5.8S rRNA, LSU-rRNA). Lineage: Eukaryota; Metazoa; Platyhelminthes; Trematoda; Opisthorchiida; Opisthorchiidae. The transcript is spliced from 7 exons. Gene Ontology annotation, molecular function: nucleic acid binding; 3'-5'-RNA exonuclease activity. The record is from RefSeq and is a predicted model, not a curated record. Bases 1 to 693 code for a protein of 230 amino acids.